UAUCCGCGCUGCACACAUCGCAACACGGGAGAGCACAGGGUGCACCGCCCAAAGGGGUCCGCUACAUUCUUGGUGGCCGGAGUUUGUGGGAAGGAGGUGGUUUCACUCGGACGGAGCCCCUCCCUCGGUCCGGCGUCAUGGGCCUCCUGAACAGGAGCAGGACUCUGAGGUUCGGACUUCCCAUGUUGCUGCUUAUUACUGGUGGAUCCUUUGGCCUUCGUGAAUUUACACAAGUUCGCUAUGAUGUUCAAAAAGUGAAGAGGAAGAUUGAUCCGGCUCUUGAAGCUCAAUUAAACAAGAAUAAAAAUAAAAUUUCAAUGGAAUCAGAGUAUGAGAAAUUACAGCAACAGAACUUGGAUGACUGGGUAAAUAUCCGAGGACCACGUCCCUGGGAAGAUUCAAAAUCUUACCAAGAUCAGCAGCGGAAGACUCAAAACGCAAACAAUAUCAUUAAUGCGAAACACUGAUCUCGAUAUAUUUACAUCUGAUCACUGGACAUCUAGCUAAGCUGAAGAUGGCUCUUCCUGAAAAGUUGAAAAGUACGUUUGCAUUGAUUUGAUAGAGAUGGUACUUUAUUGCAAUAUAGUUUAAAAUGGCUGAUUGGAGACUUUUGAAAAGGAACUGCAGAGCAUAUUGUAAAUCUUUUUCGAUGUAUCUGAUUGACUUUUGCUUAUCAAAUAAAAAAAGCCCUUGAUUUCA
Molecule: messenger RNA, 699 nt
Organism: Hemiscyllium ocellatum (epaulette shark)
Lineage: Eukaryota; Metazoa; Chordata; Chondrichthyes; Orectolobiformes; Hemiscylliidae
Product: cytochrome c oxidase assembly protein COX16 homolog, mitochondrial
Exons: 4
Coding region: 138-467 (109 amino acids)
Biological process (GO): mitochondrial respiratory chain complex IV assembly
Cellular component (GO): mitochondrial inner membrane
Source: RefSeq, a predicted model, not a curated record